Molecule: messenger RNA, 8048 nt
Organism: Oncorhynchus keta (chum salmon)
Lineage: Eukaryota; Metazoa; Chordata; Actinopteri; Salmoniformes; Salmonidae
Product: CDK5 and ABL1 enzyme substrate 1-like
Exons: 10
Coding region: 2492-4141 (549 amino acids)
Biological process (GO): nervous system development; regulation of cell cycle
Cellular component (GO): cytosol
Source: RefSeq, a predicted model, not a curated record
CAAGUUUAUUUGUCACAUGCAUAGUACAAUGAAAUGCUUACGUGCAGGUUCACUUUCGACAAUGUGACAUAAUAAGAAUAGUAAAUAUAAACUUAAUGGAAUAAUUGCUAUGGCUGGUAGGGAUUUACUCUGUUAGCAUUUACAAUUUUUUCUGAAGUCUCGAUAGGUUGUUUUCCAAUGCUCAUGGGGAAGACUUAAAGAUGAAGGUCUUGUAGGGGUGUUUCCCUGUGGCUGCUGACCUAGGAGCAGUGUUCUGGAGGUGUGUGUGUUCUAGGCAUGCAAAGUGUGUCCCUCUCCCAGCAAGCCCAACAAAGGCAAGCUAAAAUACCAAGUUAAGGUAAUGGAUAAAAAGGAUCACAAGUCACAACAAAGAAUAAAAGAUACUUGCCACUGAAGAUAGCAAGACUAUCUCACCCUCAUCAGUCUCCUCUUUCCUUCUUCCCAGCCUCCUCUUUUUAAUGACCCUUAUUAUUACCAUCAUAGAACAAUAUACACAACCUCCACUCCAUCUUGUUGCUGGAAACCAUUGUCUACACAUCAUUAUCAUGCUGGUAAUCGUUUAUGGUGCUCUAACACUUGGCAUGUUUUUCCUUAAUCAACUCGAAAGUAAUAGCAGAGUGAUGUGCAUUGUGGCUCACAAUGAGGUGCCAAAUCCCUUUAUGUCUGGGAAGCUUUACACAAACACAGGAAGUCCAGUGUUUCAAGGCAACGGCGAGGGGAGUAGGAGUCAGAGCCAUGGCCUGCGUCUCUCUUUCUCCUCUGAUGGGAAGUUCAGAUUAACGGUGGGUGGUAAACCUGCAGCUCGUACACCUCAUUGUUGCAGUCCAGAAACAACCUAACCGGAGUCCAAGGUCUGCAGUGCACACUGGUUUCAUUGUAAUGCAUGGCACUGCACAGUAGUGAUCUGCUACUGGGGUGAAAUUUAGGUAAACUUUUUUUAAUAGGAAGUAAUAAAAACAAAUGGGCAGGACCCUGGAUCUGUGUCAAGAGUUACUCAGAACCAACACAACUGAGAAGUUACUAUAGCUAAGGCCAGAGUUAUACAUUAGCAUAUGACCUGACCAGGAUUGGAAAAACUCCUGGCUCCGAUUAUAGGGAUUAAUCGAAAGCAGUGGUAUUCAACUCUGACCCUACGAGGUCCGGAGCCUGCUGGUUUUCUGUUCUACCUGAUAAUACAUUUCACCCACCUGAUGUCGCAGGUCUAAAUGAGUUCCUGAAUAGAGGGGAACAAUGAAAAAAAUGCAGUGGAACUGUCUUCGAGGUCCAGAGUUGAGUUGGAGGGAUCUAAAGCAUACUCUAAUUUCCCCCUGAAUCUAUUAUUCAAUAGUCUGUCUAAAACUCCAUUGGAAUAUGUAUUUGUAGGACAGUGUGGUUGAUUCGCCAGAGAUCUGAGUAGUCAUUCACCCCAAUGCUUUUUGCAGCUUGUCUUCUCUAAAGAAUAUUCAACUUGACCUAAAGAACAACCCUCCUCACUUACUCCUAAACUGCAGGCGUUGUAGGAUGCUUUCUGAUCCACCAUGGAAGCCUGGAAGUAUCUUGGAGAAACACAGGGACAUCCAGUGGUGAGCAGAUGUCUUGUUGCCAUCCUAAACGGUAUGAUUAACAUAGCUUCCUAGAUGUCCUCUUUUUUCUUAGAAGUGGACUAUAUCAAUUAAAGCGAAAACUAGUGAAAAAGUAUUCACAUAAACAGCUAAUGCCACCCAGGUGGAUUACUACAGGCGCUCACCACCAAAUAGUACUAUUUUGCAUUGGUGUAUAUCUGCAGUGUUGUGAUAUUUAUAUAACACCACUAGAUGGCAUAUUUACUCAAAACAUGUCCAAACCUGACAACAAGACCAGACUAAACCAUGUAAAACAGACAGAUGGCGCAAAUGUUGCAGAACUGCAGAAUGACAUAUUUUGGAAAUACAGCAUGUUCCAUUCCUCAAAAGCUACACAGCCCACGUUUGUUUUCAAUAUCAUGGGAUGUUCUGCUAAAGAUUCUCUAAUUAUUUUAGAGACAUACAGUGAAGAUGAAAGAGUUUAUGCUUUGAGUCCUUGGUAAAUAGCCCAGGGCUAUUAGGGUUAUACAUUAUUUCCGUAAUAUGAACCCCAAAGCACAAUUUCCAAAAAUGCAUAUUUCCAAUCAAUUUAACUGCAUUGACAUGCAAAUAUAACACAUGGUAAUCCAUGAGUUAUUUCUGAAUGUGGCCAAAAUCUGCUAUACCUGAUGACAUUUUAAUGUAAUUUUGGAUAACCAGUCCAGAAGUCAGAAGAGGGAGGGCACCGGAGGAAAAUGAAAAAAAAUAACCCUUUCGUGUGUCCCUGAAAGCCUAUUGGUCCAAUUUUUCCCUGCUGCCACAAUACUGCAGACACGUAACCAUCCUGUUUUAGUCAGUUUAAGCUUGCACUUACAAUACAAGGCUUUAACAUUUGCUAUCUACAUAAGCACACUUUUAAUGUCAUAUUGACAAAACCUUUGCUCGCCGAUUCGAAUCGCUGGAAGUGGACCAUGGCGGCUGCCACGAGCAGCAAUACAUCCACAACCACGCUUCAGAUAAAGCAUUCCAGUAUCGAGCAUACGCGGAAACGCAUAGACCCUCGGAGGAGACAAGCCGCACUCUCUUUUCUCAGUAACAUUUCUUUGGAUGGUCGACCGGUGCAAGAUGAUGCCGACAGUCAGAUCGAAGAGGAUAAUUCAAUUGAGUCGAGGACUAGACAGAGCCUGGUUUCUGCAGCAGAGCGUCCGCUGUACGCGGCUGGCAGUGGCACAGGGGUAGCGACCCCCACGGCCACCCAGGCGCUCGCUAUUGCAAACCAGGCUCUGAUUGCUAACGCACGAGAUAGUUUUGGGAUUGGUCCCGCCGCUGCAGCUCAAGCGUGUACAGAUCCGGAAGGGGAUGCUUUCGGCCCUUCGAUUUUCAGUUCGCCUUUCUCUGCAGUACCAGCCGCGAUUAGAGGCAGGCUUCAGACCUACACUCAGGGAGUUGUGCCUGCUGCCUACUCCAGGCAGGCUUCCCAAGUCUUCUGUUUGGAGGGAGGACAGAUAGCCAACUCUGUCCUGGAGCUGCAGAGAUCAAGACGGAGGCUCAUCUCUCAGCGAUCCUCCUUGGAGACACUGGAAGACAUUGAGGAGAACGCCCCUCUACGCAGAUGCAGAACCCUCUCAGGUUCACCCCGACCAAAGAGCUUCAAAAAGGUCCACUUCAUCAAGAACAUGAGGCAACAUGAUAUGCGCAAUGGAAGGAUAGUCCUAAUCAGUGGCAGAAGAUCCUUGUAUAGUGUAUUUUCUGUCCUGCCCUAUCGAGAUUGUAGCCAAGCAGGGGAUGUGAAACUGGAAAGCGGGCGGCAGCGUCACCCCUCGGGCGGGGUCAGUGCCAAGGAGAUGGUGAUCGGGCUGGAGGGAGUGGAGCUGGGGGCCUAUGGAAAGACUGUAUCAUACACUCAGUUCCUGUACCCCACCAACGCCCUGGGCAGCGGACGCAGGAACACCAUCGACUCCACUUCAUCCAUCUCUCAGUCUCGUAACGCCAGCCACCGCAGCCUCAGCUUGGGCCGGGCCAACAGCAAUCAGAGCAGCAUCGACACAGGUCAGGCAUGGAAUGAUCUGGGGGACUUGAUCCGGGAGUAUGACCCCAAUCUGUUGGACGAUCCCCAGUGGCCGUGUGGGAAGCACAAGAGAGUCCUCAUCUUUCCCUCCUACAUGACUACAGUCAUAGAGUACGUCAAGCCUUCUGACCUCAAGAAGGACAUGAAUGAGACGUUCAAGGAGAAGUUCCCCCACAUACGGCUGACCCUCAGCAAAAUCAGGAGUCUGAAGAGAGAGAUCCGUAAAUUGGCCCAGGAAGAGUGUGGCUAUGAGGAACCCACCGUAGCCAUGGCCUUCGUCUACUUCGAGAAGCUGGUCCUCCAGGGGAAACUCAACAAGCAGAACCGCAAACUCUGCGCCGGUGCUUGCGUCCUGCUCGCUGCCAAGAUUGGCGGAGACCUCAAGAAGCACGAGGUCAAGCAGCUCAUAGACAAACUGGAGGAGAGGUUUCGUGUGAACAGGAGAGAGCUGAUAGCCUUUGAGUUCCCUGUGCUUGUAGCCCUGGAGUUCAACCUGUACCUGCCUGAGCACGAGGUCAUGCCCCACUACAGACGCCUCGUCCAGACCUCCUAGCAUUAGUGACCCGUCAGGAGGAGCACCUAGACCAUGCCCUUCUGAUCCAGGACCAGAAUCUACACCACACCCUCCUCCCCACCCCACCACUGGGUGCCACGACCUUGUCUCCUCUCUGCAGCCUGGGGAUCCAUUAUGGACCAUGAUGUGGGAGCUCCACUACACUCUACUGCAGGCCACAUUCAUAUGUUCAUUUCCAGAUCAAGACUUGAAAGCAGCCAAAGUGACACGUAUUUCCAUACACAUAUUCUUACUUCAACAUUUUUCUCAGACUUUUACUCCUACAUUCGAGACCAGUUACAUCUUCAAAAUACUUACACUAUCAUUCAAAAGUUUGGGGUCACUUAGAAAUGUCCCUGUUUCUGAAAGAAAAUCACAUUUUUUUUGUCCAUUAAAAUAACAUCAAAUUGAUCAGAAAUACAGUGUAGACAUUGUUAAUGUUGUAAAUAACAAUUGUAGCUAGAAAUGACAGAUUUUGUCAAAUUGAAUAUUUACAUACAAAAGGCCCAUUAUCAGCAACCAUCACUCCUGUGUUCCAAUGGCACAUUGUGUUAAAAGGCUAAUUGAUCAUUAGAAAACUCUUUUGCAAUUAUGUUAGCACAGCUGAAAACUGUUGUUCUGAUUAAAGAAGCAAUACAACUGGCCUCCUUUAGACUAGUUGAGUAUCUGGAGCAUUAGCAUUUGUGGGUUUGAUUACAGGCUCAAAAUGGCCAGAAACAAAUAACUUUCUUCUGAAACUCGUCAGUCUAUUCUUAUUCUGAGAAAUGAACGCUAUUCCAUGUGAGAAAUUGCCAAGAAACUGAAGAUCUCAUACAACGCUGUGUACUACUCCAUGCACAGAACAGCGCAAACUGGCUCUAACCAGAAUAGAAAGAGGAAUGGGAGGCCCCGGUGCACCACUGAGUAAGAGGACAAGUACAUUAGAGUGUCUAGUUUGAUAAACAGACGCCUCACAAGUCCUCAACUGGCAGCUUCAUUAAAUAGUACCCGCAAAAGACAAGUCUCAAUGUCAACAGUGAAAAGGUGACUCCGGCCUUCUAGGCAGAGUUGCAAAGAAAAAAACAUAUACUGGCCAAUAAAAAUAAUAGAUUAAGAUGGGCAAAAGAACACAGAUACUGGACAGAGGAAGAUUGGAAAAAAGUGUUAUGGACAGACGAAUCUAAGUUUGAGGUGUUCGGAUCACAAAGAAGAACAUUCGUGAGACGCAGACAAAAUGAAAAGAUGCUGGUGUCAAGCAUGGUGGAGGCAAUGUGAUGGUCUGGGGGGGCUUUGUUGGUGGUAAAGUGGGAGAUUUGUACAGGGUAAAAGGGAUCUUGGAAGAAGGAAGGCUAUCACUCCAUUUUGCAACUCCAUGCCAUACCCUGUGAACGGCACUUAAUUGGAACCAAUUUCCUCCUACAACAGGACAAUGACCCAAAGCACAGCUCCAAACUAUGCAAGAACUAUUUAGGGAAGAAGCAGUCAGCUGGUAUUCUGUCUAUAAUGGAGUGGCCAACACAGUCACCGGAUCUCCGGAUUGAGCAGUUGUGUGGGAGCAGCGUGACUGUAUGAUAUUAAAGAAGUGCCCAUCAAGCCAAUCCAAUUUUUGGGAGGUGCUUCAGGAAGCAUGGGGUGAAAUCUCUUCAGAUUACCUGAACAAAUUGACAACUAGAAUGCCAAAGGUAUGCAAGGCUGUAAUUGCUGCAAAUGGAGGGUCCUUUGACGAAAGCAAAGUUUGAAGGACAGAAUUAUUUUUUCUAACCUUGUCAACAUUUUCUAUUCAUUUUGUAACUCAUUUCAUGUAUGUUUUCAUGGAAAACAAGGACAUUUCUAAGUGACCCCAAACUUUAACGGUAGCGUAUGAAAGGGAGAAUCCUAUUUUCCUCCACUUUGAAAAACAAACAAAAAAAGAUCAAGACUUUUUACAUCCUCUGCUUUUUUCUUUGAGGUUUCAUGUCAUCUUUCUAGUUAAAGAGCAUUGCAAGAUGCUUUUUUUUGUCAAAGCAAAUUAUUGCUUUGUGAUUGUUACAUUUGCACUAAUCACAUUUUUAUUUUUAGAUCCCAUCUUUAUUUUUGUGAGAGAGAUAAUUGAUUUCAUUGGUUCCUCGUUCCUAUGUGGAACUUUGGCUUGUUUUGGUUGCCUUAUGAUCAUCAUAAGAAUGAAUUGCACUGCAGCUUUUGACAGGACUGUUAUCAAAGUGAAUGCUUUUUGAAAGACAUUUUCCAGUCUCCUCACUAGAAGUAUACUUUUGAAUAAUGCAGAUAUGGAUGGAUGUGAUUUGAGAAUGACUUGUGAUGAAACAAACGGGUUCUGAUUAAGUUCAGUUGACUCAAACCACAAAAGGGCAAGUUUAUGUAAAUGGUUCCAUUUAUUUUCUCAUCCAUUUUCCCUUUUCUAUUUUCUAGCCACCAAUCCCACUAUCAGCAUGACAAUUUAUUUUUUAAAAAUUGGUAAAAUACACAGAUUUAAUGGGAUUUUAUACUGUAUAGUAUUAAGUACAUUUAAGUACUCUUCUUGUUUUCUACCUGUGGAGUGCUUGCUUUGGACAUUCGGUGACUGACCUACUCUUACCAGUGUGUAGUCUCCUGUGCUCUAUGUUAGAGUGAGUUAUCAGUGCGUUUCUGGUGCUAUACUGGAGUGGGUGGAAAGAUAUUGGAAGCAAGUCAUGAUGAUGCCAAUGACCAAUGAUACAGAUCUGGUAUUGAAGCUGAACUUCUUAGUCACAAUAUCUGUCAUGACCGGACCAAGUGUUUAAAUGGCAUGGUAUCUGUCAUGACCGGACCAAGUGUUUAAAUGGCAUGGUAUCUGUCAUGACCGGACCAAGUGUUUAAAUGGCAUGGUAUCUGUUAUGACCGGACCAAGUGUUUAAAUGGCAUGGUAUCUGUCAUGACCGGACCAAGUGUUUAAAUGGCAUGGUAUCUGUCAUGACCGGACCAAGUGUUUAAAUGGCAUGGUAUCUGUCAUGACCGGACCAAGUGUUUAAAUGGCAUGGUAUCUGUUAUGACCGGACCAAGUGUUUAAAUGGCAUGGUAUCUGUCAUGACCGGACCAAGUGUUUAAAUGGCAUGGUAUCUGUUAUGACCGGACCAAGUGUUUAAAUGGCAUGGUAUCUGUCAUGACCGGACCAAGUGUUUAAAUGGCAUGGUAUCUGUCAUGAUUGCAAUAUUGUUGUGCCACCAAUCUUUUAUGACGUGUGGUUCAAGCUCGAAAGUCACCUUUGGAAUGGUAUGCUAAUGGAAUUGUUGUGACAUCAUAGCAGUGUUACCAAGAGUUUAUCUUAUUUUAUUAGAUCCAACUUUAGUCUUUUGAACACUUCUCUUUUUCUUUGGUUUGAAUGGACAAAUCAAACAGGCCUUACAGAAACGAGCUUUAUGCUACAUGCACAUAUCCAUGUCUGAUCAGAAAGUUUAGGAUGGUGAAAAUCCUUUUGUCAUGCACCUCAGCCACGUCCUAAGUGCAAUGCUUAUUAAAUUGCCCUUUUCAAAUGUGUGUAGCUGUAAUAUUGACCUGUAAUGUUGGGUAUAUAUUCUCUCAAUCUGAAAUUGACUAUAUAAACUUUGAUACAACAACGUAGGUUAAUGCUGAACUAUGUCACAGAGAAACAUGGAUACAUUGUUCAAGUAAAAAUAGACAAUGUGUGAAUUGCCAUGUGUUUGAAUCAGGCUUAUUGUAUUCAACACAGAAGGAUUGACUUUAAUCUGAUUGCUGUGAUUGAGUAAUCAGAAAAGAUGGAUAGUGCUGAAAUUGGGGUGAAAUACAUUUGAGAGAAGUUCUGAUUCUAUUUGUAAGCCCAAGAGGUUUUGCCAUAGGAUACCCACUUUUAGGCUUUUCCAGAAAGCUGAUGGUCAACAGCAUUCAAAUACACGUGCGUAUGUUUGUAAAUAUACUGCUUUGCUUGUUCAAUAAAAACAAGAUUCCUGAAAUGUGA